AUGACUUCGCACGAGUCCCUUACGUGGCGCCAGGCCUCGCCGGGCAUCUGGCAGCGCGGCACUGACGAGAUUGAGGAGUUUUACUCGACCAUGGCCGUCUUGUACGAGGGCAGCGGCCGCAUGUUCUUUGGCAUCACGGGAUUCCUGUCCCUGUCAGUCGAUGUUGCCGCCAGCCAGGACCCGGCUGCUGCCAGUGAAGGUGUGAGGAACGCGCUGCAGAAGGGUUGGCUUGCCUUGCGAUACCACCACCCAACGUUGGCUUCGCAGGUCACCAGGGAUGACCAGGGCAAGUGGACCAAGACGUAUCGCGGGUGCGCUGAUGAGCAGGACCAAAAUCGAUGGCUCCAACAGACCUUUGUGACCGUAGCGAACGGACAGACUGGUCUCGAAUGGGCCAACUCUGACCCUCCGGCGCCUCAGCUACCGACUUUGUUUGUUAUUGGGCCACGCGAGGCGCAAGAGCAGACCGUCCGCUACGACCUCGUCUUUCGCUCCCCCCACGAUAUCAUUGACGGCAUCGGCACACUCAUGAUGCUCAACAAUCUGAUAGGCCACGCAUCUGAGGCCUACGCACAAGGUGCGAGCUACCGAACGCCCGCCUUGGAUGGCUCCGAAGCCGCGAACCUGAGUCCCCCUUACCGCAUCGCCGCCAAUGUCCCCGCGCAACUGUCGGAGGCCCAGAAAGAGCGACUCCAGACAGUCACUGCGCAAAAGGCCCAGGUUCGCGCAGAUACCAGCGUCGAGAUUCUCGCUCUGCCCUUCAGGGAGGGAGCUCAGGUCCCUGGCGUGCACAAGAGAACCGCCCUGACGCUGUCCGUCGGCGAGACAGCUCGCCUCUUGGCGGCUUGCAAAGCCGCCGGUGUCACGCCCACGCACGUCUUCCAUGCUGCCGCGGCCGUGGUCGACCGUGACCUGCAGCCCGUGUCUGAGGCGCCGAGGCGCGUCCGCUACAUCAACUACAUCCUCCGCAACGAGCGCGCCGGCUGCGCUGAGCCGUUUGGCACCAGCAAGCACCCUGCGGCUCUGUACCACUCUGUUUCGGGCCAGAGCCUCGUUGUUGAUAUGGAUAUCACGCCCGGCAAAGCCGAUGCCACGACGUGCAAAGAAGAGUUCCAUUCCAUCGUGCGUCACAUGAGCGCCUUUUACAACGAGGUUCGCAACGACAGCGAACAUGCCGCGUUGGUGCCGGACCUCUGGGCCAUGGGAACGCCAGAGCUGCCCCUGGCGCCUCGGCCGCUGCCGGUACCCGCCCCCAACAGCCACCCGUCCGUGUCCAUUUCCAGCAUGGGCCGCGUCGACACGAUCGUAUCGCCCAGGACGGGCGCCUUUGACGUGCUCGAUGCCUGGGUCACCGGUGAGGAGCUCGGAACAGGGCUAGGCAUAUUCCUGGGUUCGUUCAAGGGACGCUUGUGCGUGAGUGCUGCGUACAACGACGCAUGGCACGACGAGGCCGGCGUGUCAGACUUUCUGCAGCGCGCCAAGGAUGUCGUGUGGGCGGGGAUGGAUCUGGGAGUGUAG
Messenger RNA from Verticillium dahliae VdLs.17, 1518 nucleotides. RefSeq lists its product as uncharacterized. The record is from RefSeq and is a predicted model, not a curated record. Bases 1 to 1518 code for a protein of 505 amino acids. NCBI's taxonomy places the organism in Eukaryota, Fungi, Ascomycota, Sordariomycetes, Glomerellales, Plectosphaerellaceae. The transcript has a single exon.